Molecule: messenger RNA, 612 nt
Organism: Sinocyclocheilus grahami
Lineage: Eukaryota; Metazoa; Chordata; Actinopteri; Cypriniformes; Cyprinidae
Product: pyruvate carboxylase, mitochondrial-like
Exons: 4
Biological process (GO): gluconeogenesis; pyruvate metabolic process
Cellular component (GO): cytoplasm
Molecular function (GO): pyruvate carboxylase activity
Source: RefSeq, a predicted model, not a curated record
AUGGCCAGUAUUAUGAAACGAAAUAAAGUUAUCAUAGAAGUGGUGACCCCCUCCUCUAAGAUUGUGGGUGAUCUGGCUCAGUUCAUGGUGCAGAACUCUCUCUCCCGGGCUGAGGUAGAAGAGAGAGCAGACGAGCUCUCCUUCCCUCUGUCUGUUGUGGAGUUCCUGCAAGGACACAUUGGAAUACCACACGGAGGAUUCCCUGAGCCCUUCCGGUCAAAGGUGCUCAAGGCAUUGCCUCGUAUCGAAGGUCGUCCAGGGGCUUCACUUCCACCGAUGGACUUCGAGGCUCUUGAGUCUGAUCUGCGAAUGGCACAUGGUAAUGAAAUAACUCCUGAAGAUGUGAUGUCGGCAGCCAUGUACCCUAAAGUCUUCCAGGAGUUCAAAGAGUUCACAUCAAACUUUGGCCCAGUGGACUGCCUUAACACUCGCCUGUUUCUGGAUGGCCCCAAAAUCGCAGAGGAGUUUCAGGUUGAGUUGGAGAGAGGGAAAACGUUGCACAUCAAAGCCUUGGCCUUGGGUGACUUGAACAAGUCAGGUCAGAGAGAGGUGUUUUUUGAACUCAACGGCCAGCUGCGUUCAGUCUUGGUCAAGGAUACGGCAGCAAUGAAG